UGCCGUCGCUGCUCCCUGCCCCUGAUUCCCGGCCGGAACACAGAGCUCCAGCUGGAGGAGAAGAGUACGGAAAUCAAGCCCAAAAAGAAGCGUAAUCGUAGGCUGAAGAAGAAGCCCAACAACGACAAGAGAGAGGAGGCGAAAUCUCCACUAGAACCUGCUCCAGAAAUCCCCAAGAAAACCGAACGAAUCCCCGUCUUCUUGGAGUGCUCGCUCUGCCAAAGCCGACGCACCUUUGUGCCCACAGAGAGCCAGAGAGAGUGCUGGCUGGAGCAGCCGGAGGCCGUCGUCUCCGAGUUCUCUUUGCGGGAAGAGAACGGCCAGUGAUAAGCUUAUCUGGGCAGCGAGGAGAUUCUCUCAGACAGGCAGACCCGGCCAGCAGGCAGUUGAACCCGGAAUGCUGAGCUGUAGAUACCUAAUUGGACGGUUGCUCCUUGGCCGGCCGGCGAGUACAGUGGCCCGUUCCCUGGCACCCGGCUACGUGGAGAUUCGGGAGGCGAAUCACGGUAGCGAGGUCCUCAAAUACCCACAGAUCUGGUUGAGGGACAACUGCCAGUGCCCCGACUGCUUCCACGCCUCGACCAGGGCCCGGAAAAGUCACUGGGAGCGAGGACCCCUCAACAUUGAGGUGUCCAAGCUGAACUACAACCCAGAGCAGCAGAAACUGGAGGUGACGUGGCAGGACGAUCAUCAGAGCACCUACGACAUGGCCUGGCUGAGGGAAAGGGACUUCGGGGAGGCGGCCAGGAAGCGGUAUCUGGAGGAAGUCUACAAGCCGCCGCCACAGCUCUGGGGGAAGUCGGACUUUCCGGCGAUGCGUCGGGAAUUCGACUACCAGGACGUGCUCGAGAAGGACAAAGUGCUGAGGUCCUGGCUGGAGGCAUUGGCCGUGCAGGGAUUUGCCAUCCUGAAGGAGGCGCCGGACGAUGUCAAUGUGGCGAGGAAGCUGGCCGAGAGGAUCGGUUACAUCAAGCGGACCACCUACGGCGAUGUGUUCGAGGUCAAGUCCAAGCCCAAUGCCGGCAACUACGCCUACCUGAUGACGCCCCUGCCCCUCCACACGGACAUGCCCUACUACGAGUACAAGGCCGGCAUCAACAUCCUCCACACCCUCGUCCAGUCAGAGUCCUUGGGGGGUGCCAACACCCUAACCGAUGGCUUCAAUGUGGCUGCUGCCCUCCAGCGUCAUCAUCCGCAGGACUUUGAGGUCCUCCGAUCGGUGCCUGUCAACUGGUUCGACAUUGGACACGACGGGGAUGCGGACAAGCCGUUCCAUAGCCUGUGGCGGGCGCCGGUCAUCUGCCUGGACGUGGACGGGCAGUUCGCCAGGAUCAAUCAGAACACCACCAAGCGGGAUAGUCGGUUUACGGUGCCGCUGGAUCGGGCCAUGGCCUGGUACGAGGCCUACAACAAGUUCCUCUCCUUGGCCCAGUCCGAGGCCGUGGAGUUCAAGACCCAGGCGGGUGAUGUGUUCGUCUUUAACAACCUCCGGAUGCUGCACGGCCGGACGGCCUACGAGGAUGCUCCGGGCAACAAGCGCCAUCUGGUGGGGGCCUACGUCGACUGGGAUAUCAUCUAUUCGAGGCUGCGAACUCUCAAGUUUCCACAUGCCAGAGAUUGAGACUAUGGACUAGGUUUAAGACUUAAAUAGGAGCAGGAUAGCAAGUAUCUAUGCGUCCUUUAACUUUCAGGACUUUCAAAUAAAAGAUAAUAGAACUUUUUUUAAAAAAUAAA
Drosophila ananassae is the source of this 1734-nucleotide messenger RNA. Its product is annotated as gamma-butyrobetaine dioxygenase. The transcript is spliced from 2 exons. The record is from RefSeq and is a predicted model, not a curated record. The coding region runs from base 398 to 1621 and encodes 407 amino acids. Gene Ontology annotation, cellular component: mitochondrion. Gene Ontology annotation, molecular function: oxidoreductase activity. Gene Ontology annotation, biological process: carnitine biosynthetic process. NCBI's taxonomy places the organism in Eukaryota, Metazoa, Arthropoda, Insecta, Diptera, Drosophilidae.